This is a messenger RNA of Theobroma umbraticum, 861 nucleotides long. RefSeq names its product selenoprotein family protein. Gene Ontology annotation, molecular function: oxidoreductase activity. The record is from RefSeq and is a predicted model, not a curated record. Lineage: Eukaryota; Viridiplantae; Streptophyta; Magnoliopsida; Malvales; Malvaceae. Gene Ontology annotation, cellular component: endoplasmic reticulum lumen.
UAAGGAGACUUGCAACCCUGCAGAAGAAGACUUGGAAAAAGAAAGAAGUUUUGAGAGAGAGAGAGAGAGAGAUGUUGAGGAACGUGUUAUAUUAUUUUUUAUUAAUAAUUGUUAUAAUUUCAUCCACGGCCGUGAUUGUAUCAUCAUCAAGAGAACAGCUAAGCUCAAAGCAAUGUGAGGAUCUGGGCUUCACGGGUUUAGCCCUUUGUUCUGAUUGCAACACUUUCUCUGAGUAUGUCAAGGACAAAGAGUUGAUAUCUGACUGCUUGAAGUGUUGUACAGAAGACUCGGAUGAUUCCAUUAGUAAGAUUACCUAUUCAGGUGCAAUACUGGAAGUGUGCAUGAGGAAACUGGUAUUCUAUCCCGAAAUUGUUGGUUUCAUUGAAGAAGAGAAGGAUAAGUUCCCAACUGUUAAACUUCAAUAUCUUUUCAAUUCUCCACCCAAGUUGAUCAUGUUGGAUGAUGAGGGCCAACAUAAGGAAACUAUAAGAAUCGACAAUUGGAAACGCGAACACGUGCUGCAGUUCCUGCAAGAGAAAGUCAAACGUAAUUCGGCAAGCUCAUAGACUGAUUUAUUCAUUCACACUCCAGUUCUUGCAAGAGAAAGUUAAUUUUAAUUCGGCAAGUUCAUUGAGUGAUUUAAUCUUGUUAGACUUUGUCAUUUUUACAUCAUGUGCUUAAUUAUGACUUAAUAAUUUCCUUUCUUUAGAAAGAGAACGGACAACAAAUGGAGUAUACAGUUAAUUAGAUACUACUAUGAAGUGAAGUGACAUGAAUUAAAGCUGGCCCCCUUUUAAAGUAAGGGCUUAUUCAUUGUGCCUCUCAAUGGGAUUUAAAUUAUAUGGGAUUAGCUGUGCUUUA